AUGUGUGGUGAUUGUAGGGGUGUAUGCACCAGGGAACAUAAACCUCAGGUGAGUGAAAAUGUUUUUGAGGAGAGCUUGGGGAAAACCUUAAAAAAAGUGCGGCCUAAUGCAGAGAUCGAUCUUCCUUGCAAAGGAUUUCAAUGCGAGAGUUGGACAGGAAUCGGCGCAGGAUGGUUGGACGCUUUGGUGCAGGGAUUGUGGCGGACAAUGA
This is a messenger RNA of Nezara viridula (southern green stink bug), 211 nucleotides long. NCBI's taxonomy places the organism in Eukaryota, Metazoa, Arthropoda, Insecta, Hemiptera, Pentatomidae. The record is from the annotation of a GenBank genome assembly.